CCAUGGCCUUCACUAAACUUGGUCUCGUCCUCUUUUUUAUUGUUCUUCAUAGCAUGAUGUUUCUCUCUUAUGCAAUGCAUUGCGACGUACAAUCACAAUCAGAAGAGGAAGAGAAACUGUUGCAAAACAUGAACGGCUACAGGCAAGCACUAAGCCUUGCACUCUUUGGUGAAAACAGCAAAGCAGCUUGCCUAGCGGAUGAAAUUGCAGACGAGUUGAAGGACAAACCUUGCGACAAGAAUGCCCAUGGCUACAGCUCUUUUCCGGGCACCAAGCCCAAGUUCGACGACUUCGAAAACCUCCUCGACAAGUGCGACAUAAAUGUCAACACCACAGAAUACGGGGCUAUUUUGGUCUCCUGUGGCCCAAGAAUUGACUCGCCUCUGGUGCUUGACACCUAUACCAAAUCUGAAUACGCUAAAUAUAUUAACAAUUCCAACUACACCACCGCUGCCGUCGGUUCUAAGGAUGACUGGGUAGUGGUUAUUCUGAGCAGUAACUCGUCGGACGGAACCUUUUCCGGUGCGGUUUCUUUGGUUCCGAACAUCAUCAGUAUGGCUAACUCCAUAGUUGCUUUGUUCUUCUGCUUGCUUCUUUUUUCAAUUCUGUGA
Molecule: messenger RNA, 611 nt
Organism: Corylus avellana
Lineage: Eukaryota; Viridiplantae; Streptophyta; Magnoliopsida; Fagales; Betulaceae
Source: RefSeq, a predicted model, not a curated record